GAAGGUGAAAGGUGGAGGGUAUAUAAAGGGCUUCAGGCACACACCUCCCCUCAGUGUACUUCAGACUCAGGAUACGUCGAGACCUGUGCUGACUAAAACACCAUCAUGUGUGACGACGAAGCAACAGCUCUGGUUGUGGACAAUGGCUCCGGCAUGGUCAAGGCUGGCUUCGCCGGCGACGACGCUCCCCGCGCCGUAUUCCCCUCCAUCGUCGGCCGUCCUCGUCACCAGGGUGUGAUGGUCGGUAUGGGUCAGAAGGACGCCUACGUCGGUGACGAGGCCCAGAGCAAGAGAGGUAUCCUGACUCUCAAGUACCCCAUCGAGCACGGCAUCAUCACCAACUGGGACGACAUGGAGAAGAUCUGGCAUCACUCCUUCUACAACGAACUGCGUGUUGCCCCUGAGGAGUCCCCCGUCCUCCUCACUGAGGCUCCCCUCAACCCCAAGGCUAACCGCGAGAAGAUGACCCAGAUCAUGUUUGAGACCUUCAACACCCCUGCCAUGUACGUGGCCAUCCAGGCCGUGCUGUCCCUGUACGCCUCUGGUCGUACCACUGGUAUCGUGCUCGAUACCGGUGACGGUGUCACCCACACUGUCCCCAUCUACGAAGGUUAUUGUCUCCCCCACGCUAUCCUUCGUCUUGACCUGGCUGGCCGUGACUUGACUGCCUACCUGAUGAAGAUCAUGACUGAGCGUGGUUACUCCUUCACCACCACGGCUGAGCGAGAAAUCGUUCGUGACAUCAAGGAGAAACUUUGCUAUGUUGCCCUCGACUUUGAGAACGAGAUGAAUUUGGCUGCAGCUUCAUCCUCACUCGAGAAGUCCUACGAACUUCCCGACGGUCAGGUCAUCACCAUCGGCAACGAACGUUUCCGUUGCCCCGAGUCUCUGUUCCAGCCUUCCUUCUUGGGUAUGGAAUCUGUUGGUAUCCACGAGACCGUCUACAACUCCAUCAUGAGGUGCGACAUUGAUAUCAGGAAGGACCUGUUCGCCAACAACGUUCUUUCUGGUGGUACCACCAUGUACCCUGGUAUUGCUGACCGCAUGCAAAAGGAAAUCACUGCUCUGGCUCCCUCCACCAUCAAGAUCAAGAUCAUUGCUCCUCCCGAGCGUAAGUACUCCGUCUGGAUCGGUGGCUCCAUCCUGGCCUCUCUGUCCACUUUCCAGGCCAUGUGGAUCACCAAGGAGGAGUACGACGAGUCCGGCCCCGGCAUUGUCCACCGCAAGUGCUUCUAAGAAGUGCAUCAUCGUGUUCCCUAAAGCAAUAUAUAUUUUUGUGACAACACCAUUUCAUAUAUCUUUUGCAUUGGUUACAUGGGAUUUGAAUCUAACUUGAGAUGUCAACAUUCUUUAACGAUAAGCGGUAAUGUACUCCUCUCUUCUCAUCCACUGCUAUUCUCUUCAUCUAUUAUUUUCAUUUUUCAGCAUCUACUAUACGACAAAAUAUAUUGAUAUGAUAUAUAAAAUAAUGUUUCAUUCAAGCCUUUUUAACUUAUAUAUUUAACUUCAUGGAGCGAUGGUUUCCAACCCCAAGAAUAUCUAAAUUAUUAUGAUUUUAUGAAAUUCUAAGAUAAUUUGUUAACAAAAUAAGUAUAACAUUUACCUUAAACAUACAAAACCCAACGAAGGUCGAAUCAUUCUCCUAACAACCAACAGAUCGUAAUUUUGCGAUGAUGUACAAUGAUUUACAAAACCAAUAGUGCAAUUUUAAUAUAUCUUUAAUUCUGAAAAUCGAUUUAUCUCUCUGUUCAUCUACUAUCUGGCAAUAUAUAUCUCUCUCAACCUAUACACGUAUCUAUUUAUAUAGUUCCCGCCUGGAUUAGAAUCUACAGUAAGCUUCACGUCAGAAUUCUUCAUGACAGUCACCCCGCGUCUGCUGAAACCUCCCAGUACAUUACCUCAGCUAAGUCACGAUCAUACCACUGUGUUUUCAAUCAAUAAUCGUAACAUCUAAUGGCUCACAUAAUCAUGGCAUAUAAAACACCACCAUAGAAGUGAUAUUUCAGAGGUGAUUCUCUGAGGUUCCAAGAAUUCUAGAUCUUAAGCAAAAAAUUCCAUCUUAAGCUUUAGUGACGUUUGCUAUAUGUUACCGACGAGCACUAUCUGACGGUGAAAUAGCCAGACGUAACAUUAAAGUAAGAAGACCCUUUCCUUCACUUGAUGCUCACGAAGGACUUGACUCACUGUUCGUCAGAUCAUCUACGUGUUUCCCUCGUUGUAUAUUUUUGCCAUUAUUUUUUUUUUUUCGUUCUAUAUGAAGGAACCUCAAAAAUCAUACACAAACAACGUUAUUAUAUCUAUUAUGGUGAGUAAAUGAGAGUACUUCAUACAUCUUUAUAUCCACGAGAACAUAAACAACUGAAAUUUUAAUAGGAAAUAGUCUGUAAUUUCUAAUUUUGUAGUUUUUAAAAUAUUAACGAAAAUAUCGAUUUUUUAUUUCUGUAACGAUGAAAUUAUCUUUAUACAUUAACUUUAACACAAAUACAAAUAGAUUCAUCCAAUGUCUCAUCCAUUAUGGGGUAAAUAUUGACUAUACGAAGUUGCUUAUAAGGAUGUGUAAUGAUUUGUACAUCAAUUCCUAGUUCUUGUAGCGUUUAACAUUACGACCGUUAAUGCCACAACAUCAACAAACAUAAUUUCGGACUUGUGGUUACUCUCACCCUUGGUACAACACUAAGGCAAAGGGUAAACACUAUACGUGAACUGACUCCAUCGGCAGUAAUAUAUCUUCAAUGUUGAGAGAGAGUCUAUGAAGUUGACUGGCAGCCAAUCAUAACUUGCUUUGAUUAAGAUAACCAAUCGGUGUAAAGUUUUGUUGUGAGUGAAAUCAAUAAUGGCCUUUACUCACUAUGUACACAAGAUGGUGAGGGAUGAUUAGAUUCAUUGAUUCUAGAUAAUGUUUGUGUAGUUAUGAUCGUUCUGAAAUCCCUGUACCUGUACCUCGACCUGGUUCUGUACCUAUACCUGUAAUCUGUUCUGUAUUGUACCUGUAUAUGUACCUGGUCUUGCAUACUUACCUGUAACUAAAAUUUAUAUAGGCUCCAACACUCGGAAUGUCUCUUUAUACCUGUUACCUGUAUUAAUACCCGUAAUUUCACCUGUAGAAGUAAGUAACUGCUAAAUAUACCUGUACCUAACACCUGUUCUGGCUGUCUCUGAUUCAACACGCGUAAAAUUAAUAAAUUACUCAUAUCUAA
Homarus americanus (American lobster) is the source of this 3197-nucleotide messenger RNA. RefSeq names its product actin-3, muscle-specific-like. Lineage: Eukaryota; Metazoa; Arthropoda; Malacostraca; Decapoda; Nephropidae. The record is from RefSeq and is a predicted model, not a curated record. Gene Ontology annotation, biological process: mitotic cytokinesis. The transcript is spliced from 2 exons. The coding region runs from base 106 to 1236 and encodes 376 amino acids.